GCUCUAACUCUGAACCUGAACCUUCACUUCACUGCACUUGUUCCCUGUGGAGUGUAUGCCUCGGGUCUGCGGAUGGUUUAACCCCCCGUGAGAAAACAAACGUUUGGCUUAUCAUGUAGAUCAAGGUUUUUGAAAGGCAUGGCAUGACCAGGCAGAAAGCGUGUGGAUCGGUGGCACAGAAAUGCAUAGGGUGAUUUGGGCACCCUCUGCAGUCGACCUCUGACCUCGCGACACGCUGUGCCCUCUCCCAUGUGACCUCAAAUUUGUUAUUGAUUGGAUAAACCAGAACCGACAUCUUUCAGCAUCAGCCACAAAAUGGCCGCACUCAAGAGCAGCUACCAUUGUUUCGACGCCAUUGUGGAUGACCCCUCCCGCAAGCCCUCCCGGCAACCUGUCCCUCCCCAAAGCACCCGCCAGGAGACGCUGGAGGAUGGUAAUGCCGGUGGUGGUGGAUGCAACACCUGCCAGUCUGGGGCACAGGCCGAGGCGGGAGGAGGUGGCCAGGCCUCUAGCUCGCAGCAGGCUGAAAUGCAGCAGCAGCCGCCUGCCCCCAGGAGGCCCACCAGGCCUGAAGAGGGUGCCGGCGAGGGCCCCAGGGAGCACCACUUCCAGAGGCACUCCAAGAGGAUUAUGCUGGUGAAGAACAGCGACCCGUCCGUGCGGAAGACCAUCGUGCUGCACCGCAGGGCUGUGCGCAGCCUCGGGGUCUUCCUGGAUGAGGUCGCGGAGCUCAUGCAGUGUCACGUCCGAAAGCUGUGCACCAUGGAGGGCCACAAGAUUGACAGCGUUCAGAGUCUCUUGCUUUGCCCAAGUGUGCUAGUCGUUGUGGGACGGGAGCCCUUUCAUUCCCUACUUCUAGACAGCAUUCAGAAAAACUCAGACGACAAGCUGCCUCCAGUGAACACAAAAUCACGUGUAAACCUGUGCACUCAAGGGCUGGAUGACAGGAAGAAUUUCAACUUUGGGCUUGAGACAAAGAAAAGCAUCAUUCACCCAAGACCUGAGUCCAGCAACAGGGCAUCAAGGCUCUCUCUGUCAUCUGAGAGGUCAUCCUCAAAUGGACUCCACACUGCGGGACAUCCAGGUCCCUGCCCGCACACAAGGGAGAGCAUGAUGGAUGAUGACAUCGAGAAACGGGUUCUUGUCAACAAAGACGGUAGCCUUUCCAUGGAAAUGAAAGUGCGUUUUCGGCUGCUCAACGAUGAGACGUUGCACUGGUCCACAGAGAUAAAGAAGACAGCUGGACCUAACACCAACCCAUACUACAUGGGAUAUCAUGAGCCCUGUUACCUUCACCAUGAAAGCGCAGAGAGCUGCUCUGAAGAAUCCAUGUCAGUUGGAGAUGCUGAGGAGGCGUACACUAAAUUUUACCAACAACACUUGGAAGAGCCUCAUUGCCCUCACUGUUGUAGUCAAUGUCAAGAGUAUGACAUCUGGAAAAAUCCCACUGUUGACCAAGAGACUGGCAGACGCAUUAGGUCGUCGAGCUCAAGCACAUCCGCGUGUGUAAUAGUAUGCAAAAAGGAAUCUGUGGAGAGCAUACGCACUAUGUCUCGGUCGAGUGAGGAGUUUACAGAGCACAUAGUUGAAAAGGCAACCUGUGUUAAACAGACAGUUGAAGAGAAAUAUGUCACUUGCACUUGUCAGGCCAGUGAAGUUUCAGAAAAUACAGAAGAGAAGCAUGACAGUCCAGAAAACACUCAAGCAUCUGACAACGAUGUAGACAAAAGUGACGAGUCGUGCAAAAGUGGAUCUACCAGCCCUUCAAAAGACUCACAGAAAGAUGCAGUGAGUGUUCACAUCACUCAAGUCUCAGAUGAGGAGGAUCGAUCAACGUCUGCAGUCAGCAAUUCCUCCCAGGUCCUUGCGUCCCUGAAGGAAGACCAAGACGAUGAGGAAGAUGACCUACCGCCAAGUGUGUCAAGAGCAUCCUCAUGCAGUCAGAGCAAUGACUCCGACGAAGACUUGACUGUGGCAAGUGCUGCACCAAGCUCUUGUUCCAACAUGAUCUGUAAGGUUUGUCCUAUGCAGCGCUUGACACCUAAAUCUCCAAGUAAAACAUCUAGCCUGUCCGCAAGGUCAGAGAAAUCAGGCAGGUCAGCAAUUUCAGAUGUAGAUGAUGGAAAACAGCUGGAUAAGAGCUCAGUUGACGACUGUGACGAAAGAUCUGAGGGUGGACUGUCUUCUACCUCUAAACAUUCAGCUAGAUCUAAUACAUGUCCAGGUAUAGAGGCCAUACAAGAACCAGAGCACUCAGAUAAAACUGUUAUAAAUGUGGCAAAUGCGGUGGAAUUAGAACGAGCAUCAAGUCCUAAAUCUUCAAAAUCCAGGAAUGAGGAGAAAGAGGAGAGAUCCUUAAGUGCCAUGUCUGCCAAAUCACAUGCCUCUGCAAAAUCACAGAAGUCUGCUGAGGAUGAUGCUGGGGAGAAGAAAGAAGAAAGAGCACCAAGUGCCAUGUCUAGCAAGUCAAACAUAUCUAUAAAGUCAAAGAAAUCUGGUGUAUCUGAAGCAGAACAAGAAGGGAAUGAAAGAGCACCAAGUGCCAUGUCAGCUAAGUCAAACACAUCCACAAGCUCGAGGAAGUCAAAAGCUUUAGAGGUCAAAACUGAUGAGCCUCUGAGUGGAGGAGACCUAAGUGAGGAUAGAUCACCAAGCACUACUUCAGCAAAAUCAAACAGUUCUGCCCAGCCUGAAGAGACAGAAGGGGCCACUAUUACAUGCAUGAGUAGCACAGAUGAACAUGAAGAGGCAACAUCUGAAGAACGAGCUGCAAGUGCCAUGUCUGUUAAAUCAAAUGCCUCUGCAAAAUCAAACAGGUCAAAGGCUUCAGAAGUUGUGGAAGCCAUGGAUAAUGAUGAUAAAUCCACUGACAGAGCUCCAAGCGCCAUGUCUGCCAAAUCAAAUAUUUCUACAAUAUCUAGAAAGUCAAAGGCUUUAGAGGCACCUGAUGAAUCAGCUAAACCUAAGGCAGAAGUAACUGAUGAGACGACAGAGGAGAGAUCACCUAGUGCCAUGUCUGCCAAAUCAAACAUCUCAACGAGAUCUAAAAAGGCAACGGCAAGAGAGGCACCUCAAGAGGAAGUGACAGAGGAGAGAGCUCCCAGUGCAUUGUCUGCUAAGUCCAAUGCUUCUGCAAGAAUAAAAAAGUCUAAUGUUUCAGAAGCAGCCAAAGAACCUGAGGAAACAAUGAAAAUUGAAGAACCAACAGAGGAGAGGGCUCCUAGUGCAUUGUCAGGUAAAUCAGAAGUUUCUGCAAGAUGUAGAAGGUCAAAAGCUUCAGUGACCCCUGCAGAAUCAGCUGAGCCUGAGGCAGAAGUAACUGAAGAGGCAGCAGAGGAGAGAGCUCCGAGUGCAUUGUCAGCUAAAUCGAAUGUCUCCACAAGGUCUAAGAGAUCCAAUGUUUCAGAGGCACCUAUGGAAUCAGCUGAACCUGAGGCAGAAGUAACUGAAGAGGCAGCAGAGGAGAGAGCUCCGAGUGCAUUGUCAGCUAAAUCGAAUAUCUCCACAAGGUCUAAGAGAUCCAAUGUUUCAGAGACACCUAUGGAAUCAGCUGAACCUGAGGCAGAGGAAACUGAGGAACCAACUGUGGAGAGAGCACCUAGUGCAAUGUCUGCUAAGUCCAAUGCCUCUGCUAGAUCUAAUAGAUCUGAGGUUGAAGAAGCCGCACCUGAGGAAGAGGCAACAGAAGAGAGGGCCCCUAGUUCCAUGUCAGCCAAAUCAAAUGUCUCCACAAGAUCUAAGAAAUCACAGGCCCCAGCAGAAUCAGCUGAGCUUGAGACAGAGGAAACUGAGGAACCAACCAAGGAGAGAGCUCCUAGUGCACUGUCGGCUAAAUCAAAUGUUUCAGCAAGAUCUAAAAAGUCAACGGCAAGAGAGGCACCUCAAGAGGAAGUAACAGAGGAGAGAGCUCCCAGUGCAUUGUCUGCUAAGUCCAAUGCUUCUGCAAGAAUAAAAAAGUCUAAUGUUUCAGAAGCACCCAAAGAACCAGAGGAAACACUGAAAAUUGAAGAACCAACAGAGGAGAGGGCUCCUAGUGCAUUGUCAGGUAAAUCAGAAGUUUCUGCAAGAUGUAGAAGGUCAAAAGCUUCAGUGACCCCUGCAGAAUCAGCUGAGCCUGAGGCAGAAGUAACUGAAGAGGCAGCAGAGGAGAGAGCUCCGAGUGCAUUGUCAGCUAAAUCGAAUGUCUCCACAAGGUCUAAGAGAUCCAAUGUUUCAGAGGCACCUAUGGAAUCAGCUGAACCUGAGGCAGAGGAAACUGAGGAACCAACUGUGGAGAGAGCACCUAGUGCAAUGUCUGCUAAGUCCAAUGCCUCUGCUAGAUCUAAUAGAUCUGAGGUUGAAGAAGCCGCACCUGAGGAAGAGGCAACAGAAGAGAGGGCCCCUAGUGUCAUGUCAGCCAAAUCAAAUGUCUCCACAAGAUCUAAGAAAUCACAGGCCCCAGCAGAAUCAGCUGAGCUUGAGACAGAGGAAACUGAGGAACCAACCGAGGAGAGAGCUCCUAGUGCACUGUCGGCUAAAUCAAAUGUUUCAGCAAGAUCUAAAAAGUCAACGGCAAGAGAGGCACCUCAAGAGGAAGUAACAGAGGAGAGAGCUCCCAGUGCAUUGUCUGCUAAGUCCAAUGCUUCUGCAAGAAUAAAAAAGUCUAAUGUUUCAGAAGCACCCAAAGAACCAGAGGAAACACUGAAAAUUGAAGAACCAACAGAGGAGAGGGCUCCUAGUGCAUUGUCAGGUAAAUCAGAAGUUUCUGCAAGAUGUAGAAGGUCAAAAGCUGAAGAGGCAGCAGAGGAGAGAGCUCCGAGUGCAUUGUCAGCUAAAUCAAAUGUCUCCACAAGGUCUAAGAGAUCCAAUGUUUCAGAGGCACCUGCAGAAUCAGCUGAACUCGAGGGAGAGGAAACUGAGGAACCAGUGGAGGAAAGAGCUCCAAGUGCAUUGUCGGUUAAGUCCAAUGCUUCAGCAAAGUCCAAUAAAUCCAGAGUUUCUGUAGCUGCCUCUGAGCACGAGGAACCAGCAGAGAGAGCAGUCAGUCCUGCUUCAGUAAGAUCUAAUGUAUCUGCAAAUUCUAACAAAUCAAAUGUUUCAAAGACUGCAGCAGAAAUCAAACAAUCAGCAGAGCCAACAGAGAGAGCUCCUAGUGCUAUGUCUACCAAGUCAAAAAUUUCUACACGAUCAAGAAAGUCAAAGGUGUCAGAAGCAGAACCUGAAGAAACAACAGAAGAGAGGCCUCUUAGUGCUAUGUCUGCCAAAUCAAAUGUCUCCACAAGAUCUAAAAGGUCAAAGGUUUCAGCUGAACCUGAAGGUGGAGAAACUGAAGAACCAUUAGAGGAGAGAGCUCCAAGUGCUACUUCAGCAAAAUCUAAUGUCUCUGCAAGAUCUGAAGUGUCAAAAGCAUCAGAGGCAUCUAAAGAAUCAGCUCAACCUGAGGCAGAAGUAAUUGACGAGACAUCAGAGGAGAGAUCUCUUAGUGCCAUGUCUGCUAAAUCAAACGUCUCAACGAGAUCUAAAAAGUCAAUGGCAAGAGAUGCACCUGUAGAAUCUGCUGAAGCUGUAGAGGAACCAACUGAGCAGAGGGCUAACAGUGCUAUGUCUGCCAAAUCCAGUGCUUCUACAAGAUCUAAGAAGUCCAAAGUUUCAGAUGUUGCACCUGAGCAAGAAGGAUGCACAGAAGAGAGAGCUCCUAGUCCAAUCUCUGUGAAAUCAAAUGUCUCCACAAGGUCUAAAAAGUCAACGGCAAGAGAGGCACCUCAAGAUGAAGUAACAGAGGAGAGAGCUCCCAGUGCAUUGUCUGCUAAGUCCAAUGCUUCUGCAAGAUUAAAAAAGUCUAAUGUUUCAGAAGCACCCAAAGAACCAGAGAAAACAAUGACAAUUGAAGAACCAACAGAGGAGAGGGCUCCUAGUGCAAUGUCAGGUAAAUCAGAAGUUUCUGCAAGAUGUAGAAGGUCAAAAGCUUCAGUGACCCCUGCAGAAUCAGCUGAGCCUGAGGCAGAGGUAACUGAAGAGUCAGCAGAGGAGAGAGCUCCGAGUUCAUUGUCAGUCAAAUCCAAUGUUUCUACAAGAUCAAAAAAGUCUAAAGUUUCAGAAGCUGCACCUGAAGAUGUAGAAUCAACAGAGGUGAGGACCUCUAGCGCCAUGUCAGCCAAGUCAGAUGUCUCCAUAAGAUCUAAAAAGUCAAAGGUUUCAGAAGCUGCACCUGAAACAGAGGCAGCUGAAGAAGUAACAGAGGAGAGAGCCCCUAGUUCAAUUCCGCCCAAAGGAUCACCAAGAUCACCUGCUGUUCGUGUUGGACAUUCCUAUGAUAGUGUGUCAUCACAGUCUAUUUCAGUGGGAGAGCCCAACAUGGAACAAACCGAUACAAGAGCAGCAACAGCAGAAACCCAAAGCCGAAAGUCAAAUGGACCUCUGGAUUGUAACAGAAGUGAAAAAAGUAUUUCACGGCACAAGGGGGGCGAUGUCUCUGAGCUGGUUCCAUCCAACUUGCCGAAUGCAUCGCCCAAUGAGGUUGUGAAUGAGUGGCUGAAGAAAAUUCCAUCAGACAGUGCUCUUUAUGAUGUAGGUGAUGAGUUGCAUGAAAAUGGCAAUGAUGCAGAACAUCAGAACACAUCCCAUGAGCCCUCACCAAAUGAAAGAGUAGAUGUGGCUGAGGAGGCUGCUGACAAUGCUAAGUCUGAGGCAUAUUGUGACAUAGAUGAACCUCAAGAGGUACAAACAAAGAGUUCUGUAAAGGCAGACAAUGAACCUGUUGCUGAGGCACCUCAGGAGUCCGAGACAGCAAAUGCCAAAGAUGAUACUACCGUCCCCUCUCCUCCAAGAGAGGAAGAAGUUGCAAAGGGGUUCCACUCCUCUGUUCAAGUGAUGAAAGUUCUGCUAAGCCCUAAACUUGACAGAUGCCAAAGUUUACCUGAGGUGUCUCCAGUGUAUGGACGGAAGCUGAGCUCCUCUGCUAGGGGACUCCUUGAUUGCCUUGCAAACCUGCAGCUGAUAGACUUCGACCCCAGUGACAAAACUGGAAAAGAUGCCAGGUAUAAGGAGCUGAUGAAUAUCCUUCAGUCACUUUGGCUUUGUGACCCAUCUGACAAUGACCAGAGAAUAAAACUAAAAGGUAAAAUCAGAAACAGAUCAGUAGAUGAAGAGUUCAAUCACAGAUCAUCUUCAGGUGUAGAUGUCAGUAGUGGUUCCACAGGUUCAGGGAAGAGUAUUACUGCUCAAGAUCAAAACUCCCCAGCUAAUGCAGGAGAUGCAGCCACAGAUGUUCCUACAACUGCACAGGAGGCUAAAGAGACUGAAGAUGAAGAAGAACUAGAAGUGACCAAAUCUGACCAGGCAACACCAGACAUAGCCACUCGGGUCCAACGAAGUCCUGAGGUAGACAUUGACAUUGAGAAACAAAAUGAGGAUGAUGUACCCUCAGAUGACACUAUAAGAAGCAAUGACAGCCCAAGAGAAAUUCCAGAAUCACCUCAAUCCUCCAACAAAAGCUCAGGAAAUGAGAGCAGUGCUAAACCUCAGGAGGAAACUGAAACAGACCCUCAAGAGGAAACAAGUUCUGGUUCACCUCCAUCAGUCCAUAGAGCCCAGUUGACAAAAAGGGUUUCUCUAGACCCUGAUCCCAUAUGGGUGCUAAAUCUUUUGAGCAAGUUACAGAAACAGUUCAUGGCACAUUAUGUUGAUGCUAUGAAAGAAUUCAAGCUGCGAUGGAAUUUGGAAGGAAAUAUGCAAAUUGACUCAAUGAUCAGUGAACUGGAAGAUGAGGUUCACAGGAGAAUACAAACAAGCAUUGACAGAGAGCUCAGGAAAAUACAAGGACGUGCUGGAAGGCCAAGACCACCAAGGGAGGCAUUGUCGAGAGAAUCAACGGCCCAAGCUGAACAGAGACGCAGACGACUGAAAGUCAUGCGCAACCAGUCAGUUGAUGCACAGAUUGCAAAAAGUGAUGAUGAUUGUGCUGCCACUGGGACUGAUUUCAGCGACCAGCGCAGUGAUGAUGAAUACUGCCCAUGUGACACAUGCGUGCAGAAAAAAUUGCAGAAAGCAGAAAUUUUGCCAGCAGAAAUUUUCAACUCUGCUCCAGUGAUGAUGGACUUUGACCUAAGAAAAAUUCUGCAGUUGAAAAAGGAUACUCCGACUACUGGCAAAGACAAUAACGUAGAAGAGCCUGAGAGAGAAAUCAAAACCAAUGCAAAUGAAAACCAAGAUGAAAGUCAUUUCCUUGAACCUCUGAAAGAGGAGGAAGAGAUGGAUGAGUCAGAGGAGGCAAAGGAGGAACUUAAAGCUCCAACAAAUGUUCCAGUGUGGAGGAACUUUGACCUAAGACAAAUUCUGCAGCUGAAAAAGGAUGCUUUGACUACUGGCAAAGAUAGUAAAGUAGAAGAGAGUGAGAGUGAAAUCAAAGCCAGUGAAGGUGAACCCCUGAAACAGGAGAAUGAGACAGAGGAGGCAAAGGAGGAACUAAAAGCUCCAACAAAUGCUUCAGUGAUGAUGAACUUUGACCUAAGAAAAAUCCUGCAGCUGAAAAAGAAUGCUCUGACUACAGGCCAAGAUAAUAAAGUAGAAGAGAGUGAGAGAGAAAUCAAAGCCAGUGAAGGUGAACCCCUGAAACAGGAGAAUGAGACAGAGGAGGCAAAGGAGGAACUAAAAGCUCCAACAAAUGUUUCAGUGAUGAUGAACUUUGACCUAAGAAAAAUCCUGCAGCUGAAAAAGAAUGCUCUGACUACAGGCCAAGAUAAUAAAGUAGAAGAGAGUGAGAGAGAAAUCAAAGCCAGUGAAGGUGAACCCCUGAAAGAGGAGAAAGAGAUAGAUGAGACAGAGGAGGCAAAGGAGGAACUCAGAGCUCUAACAAAUGAAGAGAAGAGAGAUGAAGUGGAAGUUUGCAAAGAUGUCAUUGAGGAGCCUGGCAAUGAGGUAGAGGAAUGUAAGGAUGAUGUGGAAGUGACUCAAGGUGAGGCAGGUGUUGGCAAUGAUGAGAGUAAAAAUCUAAAGAAGAAACAUGGUUCAAAGCUAGUGCCCCGUGCAGAAUUUAUGGCUUCAAAGGGAAACCAAGGUUUUGCAAACAUAUGCAUGUAUGUCAUGGAUAUUUCAACAUUCAAACAGAUCAUGGAAGAGCAGGAAGAAGCAGAGCGCAUAUUCAAUCAGGAAGAGGCUAAAAAAGAGAAAGAAGCAGAAGAUAAGAUCAAACAAGCUGCAGAGGAUGGGCCUGCCUUAGAUGCUGAAGUGACUGAGAGGGCUGAGAAAGCUACUGUGUCUGAAUUAGAGGAGGCUAAAGUAGCAGAGAUUGAAAAAGAUGAUGAACAAUCUGGUGGACAUAAGAAAAAGACUACAAAGCUAAUGGACAUCCCAACAUUCCUCAGACUAACAGCAGACGAAGGUGCAGAUGAUCUCAAAAGUUCUCAGGAGGAAGAGGAGGAUGAGAAGGGAAUGGAGAUUAAAGAUGAGAAAAUAGAGGAGGCAGAAGAAGGAUUUGAGGAAGCUAUUGAGCCCAAAGUGACUAAAGAAGCUGAAGAGGCUGAUAAACCUGUUUCAGAGACUGCUGUCAUAGCAGAAACUGAGGAAAAAGACCAACAGGAGAAACCUGAGGGGCAAAAGACAAAGCCUACAAAGCUGAUGGACAUUCCAACAUUCCUCAGACUCACUGCAGAAGAAGGCGUAGAUGAUCUCAAAAGUUCUCAGGAGGAUGAGGAAGGAUUUGAAGCAGAGGAUAUCAAAGAUACAGAAGAGGGACCUGAGGAAGAUGUUGAGGCUGAAGUGGAUGAAGAAGUUGAGACUGCUGAGGUAGCAGAUACUACAAAUGAAGAUGAAGAAGAGAAGCCUACAGGACAAAAGACAAAGCUUAUGGACAUUCCAACAUUUCUCAGACUCACUGCAGAAGAAGGCCAAGAUGAUCUCAAAAGUUCACAAGAAGGUGAUGACGAGGAGGGAACAGAGAUUGAGAACAAGGAAUAUGUGGAAGCUGAAUCUGGGGAAGAUGAAGAACCUGAAGUGGCUGCUGAAGCUGAAAUUGAGGCAGAUGAAGUAGCAGAAACUGAUAAUGAAAAGACAGAUAAUGAUGGUAUAUCGAAGGCAGAAAGUCCAAGAAAACCUGUCACUAAGCUCAUGGACAUUCCAACUUUUCUGAGACUCACAGCAGAAGAAAGCCCAUGUGAACUUGAAACCUCUGAUGCAGAUGAAGAAGGAGAUGAAGAAGAGGAGGAUGAAAAUGGUGAACAUGGUGCAGCUGCUGAAGUGUGUUCUGAAGCAGCAGAAACGGAAAAUCAAGAUGAAACUGAGUCACCUCAGUCAAAAAGGGAAGCAAAACCUGUGAAGAAGAAGCUCAUGGACAUUCCCACUUUCCUCAGACUUACAGCAGAUGAAAGUGCAUGUGACCUCGAAAGCUCUGAGGAAGAAGAAGGCAAGGAGAGGAUUGAUGAAGAGGAAGCAGAAGAUGCACAUAGCGAUGAGGAAGAAGAUGCUGAAGCUAAACAUCAGUCUGUAGAAGACGAACCUGAACCAGCAGAGGAAGAAGGAACUGCAGAUGAGUAUGCAGCUGAAAAAGAUACUGACCCCGAUGAAGAAGAGAGGGCCAAUAAAGAUUCUGAAGUUCCUGAAACAGCUGAUGAAGACACAGAACAAGCUGAGACAGCUGAUGAAAAAGAGACCACAGAUGCUCAAACGGCUGAUGAGGAAGAUACAGCUCCAUCUGAAACUGAAAAUGAAGUCUCAAUUCAGGGUGAAUCAGCAGAGGAUGGAGAAACUGGAGAAGGAAGUACUUCAGACGAGGUGGAAACAGUCCUUGCUAAAAUACCUGAGGAAAGAGAAACUGCUGAUGAUGAAACAGCACCGGGUGAAAGUGCAGCUGAAGACAAAGAACCAGAGACAGGAGCAGAAGAAGAGGAAGAGGAAGAGGACUGUACCAAAGCUCCGUCAGUAAAAGAGUCUGAAGCUGAUGAAGAUGAACUGAAACAAAAGCACUCAGUCGAGGAGGAAGGCAAGACUAGAGCAGAGACUGCUGAAGAUGGGGAAACAGCAGAUGGUGAUGAAGCAGAUACUGCUGACGAUGGUGAAACAGCUGUAAGUGAGACAGCUGAUGAUGAAGGUGAAACAACUGAAGAUGAAAAAGUUGAGGUUGAGAAGCCAGAAGAUGGAGAAUCUGCAAAGGGUGAAAGUGAUAAAGAUGACAAUGAGACAGUUGAAGAUGAAAAAGUGCCUGAAGCUGGUGCAACUGAAGAUGAAGAGGCUGAUGAAGAGGCAGAAGAUGGAGAAACGUCUAAAGAUGAGGCGGCCAGAGGUGGAGAAACAACUGAAGAUGAAAAAGCUGAUGAAGGUGAACUGAAACAAGAGCAAUCAGUCGAGGAGGAAGACAAGGCUAGAGCAGAUACUGCUGAUGAUGGUGAAACAGCUGAAGGUGAGACAGCUGAAGAUGAGGGUGAGACAACUGAAGAUGAAAAAGCUGAUGAAGGUGAACUGAAACAAGAGCAAUCAGUCGAGGAGGAAGACAAGGCUAGAGCAGAGACUGCCGAAGAUAGAGAGACAGCAGAUGAUGAAGAAGCAGAUACUUCUGAUGAUGGUGAGACAGCUGAAGAUGAGGGUGAGACAACUGAAGAUGAAAAAGUUGAGGUUGAAAAGCCAGAAGAUGGAGAAUCUGCAAAGGGUGAAAGUGAUGAAGAUGACAAAGAUGACAAUGAGACAGUUGAAGAUGAAAAAGUGCCUGAAGCUGGUGCAACCGAAGAUGAAGAGGCUGAUGAAGAGGCAGAAGAUGGAGAAACGUCUAAAGAUGAGGUGGUCAGCGGUGGAGAAACAGCUGAAGAUGAAAAAGCUGAAGGCGAGACAGCUGAUGACGGAGAAACGGCAGAUGAAAAGACACCUGAAGCUGGCACUACUGAAGAUGAAGAAGAAGUUGAGGCAGAGACGACUGAAGAUGAAAAAGUAGCUGAAGCUGAGACGACUGAAGAUAAUCAAGCUGAGCCUGCUGAAUCAGAAGAUGGUAAGACAGCUGACAUGGCUGAAAAGGAAGACUUUCUAAGACUUACUGCAGAAGAGGGUCCAGAUGACCUCAAAUGUUCUCAGGAGGGUGAUGAUGAAGAUGAGGAGGGAUCUGAGAAGAUUGAAGAUGAAGAAAAAGCAAGUGAGACAGUAGAAGAUGGAGAGACAGCUGAAGAUGAGAAAGGUGAUGAUGGAGAAACAGGGAAUGAAACGGCAGAAGAUGGGGAAACAGCUGAAGCAGAAACAACCGAAGACACAAAAGCUGAAGGUGAAACAACUGAAGAUGGGGAGACUGGAGAUGAGAUAGCUGAAGAAGAAAAAGCUGGAGUUGAGACAGAGAAUGGCGAAAAAGUUGAGGAUGAAAAAGCUGAAGUUGAGUUAGUAGAAGAUGGGAAAGAAGCUGAAGAUGAAAAAGCUGAAGCUGAAGUUGGAGAGACAGCUGAGGGUGACACAGCAAAAAGCGAGAGAGCAAAAGAUGGAGAAGCAGCUGACGGUGAAACAACCGAGGGUGAGACGGAUGAGGAUGGAGAAACAGGCGAAGGUGAGACAGCUAGAAGUGAGACUGCUGAUGAUGGAGAAACAGCUGAAGAUGAAGAGACAGGGGCCCAGACAACUGAAGAUGGAGAGACAGGGGCCCAGACAACUGAAGAUGGUGAGACAGGGGCCCAGACAACUGAAGAUGGAGAAACAGGGGCCCAGACAACUGAAGAUGGCGAGACAGCAGGUGAGACAGCCGAGGGCACUGCAGAGGCUGGAACGGCUGAUGAAGCUGAAACAGGAAAUGAAGCUGCACAAGAGGAUGAAAAGUCAGAGACAGGGCAAAACAAUGCAGACGACACAGAAGAAGUACCCGAUGAUGUGUCAGAAAUAAAACCAGACGGUGAGACCGAAGAUGAAAAGUCCCUGAGGGAGGUUGGAACAAGCACUGACGAAAAAGCCAACGAGGAGAGUGAAAUUCUUGAAAGUGACGACAGAGUUGUCACAAGCGAUCUGGGCUUAUCAGCUGAUGGAGGCGAUGAGGCUGAGGAUGAAACAGAGCCCGAUGUUGACACAGAUGAUGGGGAGCCAGUGCGAACAACUCCCUCAGCAGAGGACAAGACCGAUUAUGACACACAGGAUACGUCAGCAUCUUUUGAAACUGUCGUCCAAACCAAACCAUGCAUUGAGUCGGAGGAUGGAGCCGACGCAGAUGUGGAGGACUCCGAGACGGACUUUACCAGCACCUCGGCGACUGCAAGCUGCGACUCGGAGUGUGCUGACAAACCCGAGGAGGAGCGGUCCAAGGAGCAGGCGACGUCCCUGAGUCAGACCUAAAAAGUGUUCCGAUGGAGCAUCCAGAGUCUGAGCUCCCUCAAACAAUCUGUAACAGAACUGAACUCUGUGGAAGACGGAGAAAAUGAGGGUGAGAGUGUCCUAUGAGGGUGAGAGUGUCCUAUUAAGUGAAAAGAUACCACAGAGACAAAUUGAAAAGUAAUUUCAUGAAGAGUAAAACAAAACAUGAACAGAACUAUCUUGAUGGACUGUAAUAAACAGCCUAUAACUUAAAACCGUGAAUGUUUUUCAAGGCCCCCAUAAGGGCAUUUUACUGGAGAAAACCAUGAGGCAUGUUGUCUCAUAUUAAAUCUUGAAUGUUGACAGAAUUGCUGGUCUUCUGUUUAACAGACGACACUGUCCAGAUCAUGCACUUUAUAUCACAGUAUUGCAAUAGUGACUAUCUAUGCACAAACAGUAGAACAGUCAUAUAAUUUCUAAAACGGAACUGGCCGAAGUUGAAAAUGCACAUAAACAUGCACAUUUCUUUCUGUGCUCUUGAAGGCAAAUACUUAUAUUGAAGGCAAAUACUAGCAAAGUUAAUUUCAAAUACUAAGUAACAUUUACAAAGAUGUAUUUAAACCAAAGAAUAUACAGCAGUGUACUCAGUUGUAGUGGUUUGGAAUUUAUGUGGGGAAAAAACGGCAAACCGAACAGGGAGUAAUUUAUCUUGCACUAGUUUUUAUGUAUAUGAAUGUAUGUAUAAGUGUGAUCAUGAUGGAAAGGGAUGACCCAGACCCGCUAAGACAAAUAUGCAAUGCAAAUGCUACAAGUACUUGAAAAUAUAAUGUGGACAAGAGCAUCCUCUUCCACUGUAUGCGGGGCAACUCAGGAAGCAUACACUGUGUGUUGUCUAUAUGUUGUCUGUGUGUGCAUGGGUGUGUAUGUGUGUGUGGGGGGUGUAUGGGUGUUUGUGGGGGCAAUGUGUGUUUGUUCACAUGUGCUAAGCCAGCCCAACAUCACUUUGCACUCUUAAUGGCUCAAAGACUGAACAUAACCCAUUCCUCCUUGUAGUUGUGUCUGAUUUCUCCUGGAGGAGAAAAGACAUGCGUUGACUAUUAGGGAAGGCAAAUAUGUGUGUAUAAGAUGUGUAUAUAACACAUAAAUGAAUGUAAUAAUAAUGGAAUAUUCAUGUUAUAGUUGUAUCAAUUAUCCUCAUAUGAUAUUUCAUUAAAAAAUGGUAAUUUCA
This is a messenger RNA of Alosa alosa (allis shad), 14449 nucleotides long. RefSeq names its product rp1 like 1b (gene rp1l1b). Gene Ontology annotation, cellular component: axoneme. Bases 316 to 13263 code for a protein of 4315 amino acids. NCBI's taxonomy places the organism in Eukaryota, Metazoa, Chordata, Actinopteri, Clupeiformes, Clupeidae. Gene Ontology annotation, biological process: photoreceptor cell development; intracellular signal transduction; axoneme assembly. The record is from RefSeq and is a predicted model, not a curated record. The transcript is spliced from 5 exons.